Nerophis ophidion (straightnose pipefish) is the source of this 9657-nucleotide messenger RNA. RefSeq names its product MAM and LDL-receptor class A domain-containing protein 1. Gene Ontology annotation, molecular function: protein binding. The record is from RefSeq and is a predicted model, not a curated record. Lineage: Eukaryota; Metazoa; Chordata; Actinopteri; Syngnathiformes; Syngnathidae. The transcript is spliced from 52 exons. Gene Ontology annotation, cellular component: membrane. Bases 2106 to 9227 code for a protein of 2373 amino acids.
AUAUAUGUAUGUGUAUAUAUAUAUGUGUAUAUAUACAUAUGUAUGUAGAUAUAUAUGUAUGUAUGUUUAUAUACAUGCAUAUAUGUAUAAAUAUAUAUAUAUAUAUAUAUAUAUAUAUAUAUAUAUAUAUAAUACUUUUCAGCCACGUCCAAAUCCUCUCUCCCCUCCUGCUCCCCGCCACUUACUGUUAAAGAAAACAGACGAUUAGAUUCACACGUACCACCUGUGAAAUCCAUUGACCUGCCAGCUGUGUCUCGGCGUCCGCACUGCCACGCCCGCUUCUGAUGGUGCUCUGUCCACAGCAUCAUGGACAGAGGCGGUGAUCUUUGCUCCUGCUGGCAGGAGCAAAGAUCAGUUGCUGUACUUAACUUACUUUUGCAUUAUGCAUUUGAGAAAUGACAGGUGUGCAUGAUUCUAUAUUACCUCAAGUUACAAAAAUAUGGUUCUCUACUCUUGCUAAAUCGAUGCAACACUUUUUAUUUUGAUUUUCACUUCCAUGUCCCUUUGCUUAUGUAACACAUAUUUAAAAUUCCCAUUAAAGUCCUACUGAAAGCCACUACUAGCCACCACACAGUCUGAUAGUUUAUAUAUCAAUGAUGAAAUAUUAACAUUGCAACACAUGCCAAUACGGCCGCUUUAGUUUACUAAAUUGCAAUUUUAAAUUUCCCGGGAGUUUCGUCUUUAAAACAUCGUGUAAUGAUGACGUGUACGCAAGACGUCACGGGUUUUUAGGAAGUAUGAGCGCUGCACACACACACAGCUAAAAGUUGUCUGCUUUAACGGCAUAAUUACACAGUAUUUUGGACAUCUGUGUUGCUGAAUCUUUUGCAAUUUGUUCAAUUAAUAUUGGAGAAGUCACAGUAGAAAGAUGGAGUUGGGAAGCUUUAGCCUUUAGCCACACAAACACACGGUGAUUCCUUGUUUAAAAUUCCUGGAGGUGAAACUUUACUAUGGAUCAAGCCAACAUGAAUAAUGACAGAAUGUCAACCAGCAGGAUGGAGUGAGAAAAUUGUGCCGUCCAUAGCUGCCGUCGACUGCCCUGAGACACUAGCGUCAGACACACACCUCCGACUAUCAGGUACUGUUUAACUCACUAAAACACUAGCAAUACAAUAGAAAGAUAAGGGAUUUCCCGGAAUGAUCCUAGCAAAUGUGUCUAAAAACAUCUGAAUUUAUUUUUUUUACUUUUUUUUUUUUCCUAGUCCGUCGCUAUCAAUAUCAUCAUCCACAAAUCUUUCAUCCUCGCUCAAAUUAAUAGGGAAAUUGUCGUUUUCUCGGCCCGAAUAGCCCUUUUUGUUGGAGGCUCCCAUUAAAAAUAAUGUGAUUAUGUGAGGAGCCAUUACACGUGUGACGUCAUCGCCUGCUACUUCCGGUACAGGCAAGGCUUUUUUGUCAGCACCAAAAGUUGCAAACUUUAUCGUGGAUGUUCUCUACUAAAUCCUUUUCAGCAAAAAUAUGGCAAUAUGGCGAAACGAUCAAGUAUGACACAUAGAAUGGACCUGCUCUCCCCGUUUAAAUAAGAAAAUCUCAUUUCAGUAGGCCUUUAAACACAUGCAUACAGUGCAAAGACUUUUAUUAUGGAGGGUUACUUCCUGCCCCAAAAUGGCGCUCGCUUCCGCUUAAGUAAGUACUGCGCACUUGACAAGGCACUCUCUUGUUGCUGUGAGACACGCGGGAGAAGAAACUCGCAAAAUCUUCUCAUACUCACACUUUUCAAACUUCAUAAUUAGGUCAGGUUUUUUUCCCGGGAAGGAAUACCUGGGGACCCAAACAACCUGAGCUCCCGAUCCACCUUUAAACUCAACUCAACAAAAUGGCGAACUAAACAUCUAUGCGUGUAUUUUGUCGGCGUGAGCUCGCGUGCUGACAAGCGGUUUGAAUGUGCGACCGGACAAGGUCUUCCCCCCGGACCGGGGUUCCGUUUGAAGGAAGACUGCCAGAACGCUUCUGACAAGGUUUUCUGCGGUUCUUGUGGUUUCGAGCUUCACUCGUGUGGCUGGAAGAGCGGCAGCAGCAGCACUGGCUUCACGUGGAGGCGAGAGAGGGCCAACGUCACCUCGCUCCCUGGACAGGACCACACCACAGGGAGUCCAUGGGGACACGUCAUGUUUUUGGAUGGAAAACAAGGCUGUUCUCCCACAAAUGAGGCCCUUUUGGAAUAUUUAGUGGGGACAACGGCUGCUGUGGGAUGUCAGAUGAGCUUCUGGUAUCAUAUUCAUGAGGAAAACUCAGCAACAUCGUCCUCGUCCAUCCAUGUGAACCUGGUCAGAGGGACAGACACGGACACCAAUCUGCUGACGACUCCAGUGAGUUCGGCAGAGGAGUGGCACAAUGCCCGAACCGUCAUCGGGAAUCGUCCCGCCGAGUACAAGCUCCAGUUUUUAUACACUUGUCCAUUUUGGAAAGCCACGGAUGUGAUGCUGGAUGACAUCAGCUUUGAGAACUGUGCCGAGGGAGACAUACCUGCAGGACCACAGCAGCUGUCCUGUGACUUUGAGGAGGACACGUGUUCCUGGUACCACGACUACACCGCCAGCAUGCUUUGGCAGCGGACUAAAAAGAGUUUCGUACAUCACAUCGUGGGCAAUGGCUAUUACAUGCUCAUAUCGAGCAAAAGUGGUCUCAACACCUCGUCCGCAGCGAGACUGGUGGGCUUCACCGUGGGUCCAGUCGUCUGCGUCAGCUUCCACUACCACAUUUUUGGCAACAGCAUUGGUUCAUUAAAGUUCAUCGUAAAGUACCCGGGUGAAGCAGAGACUGUUGUGUGGAUGAGGACUGGCACUCAGGGAAACAAAUGGAGAUUCGCGGAUUUAACCUUCUCCAGUGACAAACCAAUACAGUUUAUCAUAGAAGCUGUGGUGGGUGGAAGUCAAGGAACCAUUUGCAUAGAUGACCUGGUAGUGUCCAACAGUGGUGACUCCUGUCCAGCGGAGCGUGAGUGCACCUUCCAAGGAUCGCUCUGCGGUUUGCAGCCGGUUCCAUCCGCAGACUUCAGCUGGAAGCGGGCAACAGGCGCGUCUCGACCCGCUAACUCCUCCGGCCCUGGCACGGAUCACACCCUGGAAACAGAGCAUGGUUAUUACCUGAGCGCUGAGUUGUGGCGACACCGCCCAGGGUCCAGAGUUAAAAUAGCGACGGCACUGAUGGAGCCCACCCCACCUCACGGUGAAUGCUUGAUGUUCUGGUUCUACAUGGAGGGAAGAGGUGUGGGUGAGCUCAAUGUGCACCUUCAAACUGCUGGCGCCCUCGUCCAGCUGUGGAGCAGGAGCGGAGAUCAAGGGAGCCACUGGAGGCACGGCAGAGUCUCACUCCUGAACCCCCAUUCCUCAUAUCAGGUGGUUUUUGAAGCGCUGACAGGGAAGGGUCCGAGGAGAGAUAUCGCCAUUGAUGACCUGGCUGUUCUUAAUGGAGUGUGUCCUCCAGAAGGUUUUUGUGACUUUGAAAUAGAUUCAUGCGGGUGGGUGAACAACCCUCCAGCCGAUUCAGGGUUAGACUGGGACUGGCUUUCUGGGAAGAGCGAAGGCCACCAUGUCCCAAAAAAAGACCACUCUACCAUGUCCUCUCUUGGCCACUUUGUUUUCUACAGGUCGUUUGGGUCUGAAGGAGCCCAAAAAGCUCAGCUCGAGAGUGAGUCCAUGGAGGCUGUGGAACAAGCGUGUCUGGAGUUCUGGCACUACGCUGCAGGAUGGACGGCCAACAAACCUUCAGACAUCACCUUGACGGUAUUUGUCAACGAGACCUCCGGGCUGCGCUACAUUUGGAGCACCAAUGGAUACCUCAAUGACACCUGGAUCCAGAGCAAGGUUGACUACAGUGCAUCAGGGCCUCACCAGAUUAUCCUGCAAGCCAACAAUACAGGCUCCAGUACAUUGGAUUCCAGUUUUUCCCUCGAUGAUGUUCACAUUAUAAGAAACAAGUCUUGUUUGGAUACAAUCCCAACCACCACCCCAAGCCCGGCCACCACCACCACCACUCCUCCAAACCCUGGCAUGCACUGCACUUUUGAACAAGAUCUGUGCAACUGGGUCCAGGAGGUUGAUGAUGAUUUUAACUGGACACUGAGUAGAGGACUUCAAGUGGACGAGCCUUGGGACGGACCUUUAUACGAUCACACCGAAGAAAAUAACCAGGGUUUUUAUUUACUUCUCAAUGGAUCUGCAUUGAAGGGGGUCGAGAAAGCAAGCAUCUCUCUUCCCCUCAAAGAUGGGACCUCACAAGUUUGUGUUGGAUUCUGGUAUUACAUGUCGGGCCCUUCAGUGUCAGCCAUUGAUCUGCUGGUUAAGACUAAUUCCUCAGAGAUGUUGGUCUGGACCCGCAAAGGGAGCCAGAAUCCCGAAUGGAUCCAAGCACAAGUAACCAUCGACGUAAAGGACGAAACGACACGGGCGAUGUUCAGCGGCCACAGAAGCAGAGACAGCGAGGGAUUUGUUGCACUUGAUGAUGUCACAGUGAGCGUUGGGGGCUGCCGUGGAGACAGUCCGAUCUGCGGCUUCGAAUCCGGCUGGUGUGGCUUUGAGAGGGACGUCAGCCACGAGGGACGUUGGGGACGCGAGAGAGGCGCAAAGAACAACGUGGAUCACACGUUUGGUACAGAGAAUGGUUACUUCAUGACCGUAACCAAGUCAAAUUCCACACAACAGUCAGUUGCUCAGCUGCUGUCGCCUGACUUCGUCUCAUCUUCGGAAAUGUGUGUUCGCUUCUGGUACCGGCUGCCUGUAGGGUCAGCCAACAAGCUAUCCGUCCAUGUGAGGAGCCGGGAAAUGGGUGAUGCCCUUUGGCAACGUUCUGGAGCCGUCUCCUCAGACUGGGAGGUGGCAGAGGUCACAGUUUUCUGGCCAACGAAGUUCAACGUGGUGUUUAGGGCAUCCCAUAAGCCAGGAUCUAAUUCCACAGUACAAAUGGACGAUUUCUCCGUAAGGAAGGAGGCCUGCUCUCCUUCGGCAAACUGUGACUUUGACUCUGGACGAUGCAACUGGCUCAACGUGCCCACAGAAAGUGGAUAUGGAUGGGUGCUGGCCAGUACGGGCUUCCGCGGUCUACCUGUAGACAACACCACCCCGGAAGGUUGCUUUCUGCUGAGCACAUCACAGCACAGAAACAUCAGUGUGGCCCAGGUAGUGUCCGAGUGGAUCCAUCCCAAAGACCCCAACGCCUGCCUCACUCUUUCCUACCAUGUUGACAGCAGCAGCCUUGGGACUGUGCGUGUCCAAGUUCGAUCCGUCCCAUCCGAGGACGAGUUGAUACUCCAAAGCAGCAGUGGACACAGAUGGAACUUCUUUUCUCAAACGCUGGAGCAGAAAAAACCUUUCCAGUUGGUGAUCCAAGCCGAAACCAGCCUAGGAGGGUUUGUUGCCAUUGAUGAUAUCAGUCUAGCAGCCGGCCCAUGUCAAGCGAACGAAACCGGUUCCGGUUUUGCCGGGUGCACGUUUGAAAACGGCACGUGCGGCUGGAAGGACGUCAGCGUGGGUCAAGGUCAGUGGGAGAUGAUGGCGGGAAAGGACGCUCCUGUGAACACGGGACCAUCUGUUGACCACACACUCGGCACCCGGCUGGGUCAAUACGUGGCGUUGACCCCUAACAACGGCGGUCACAUCAGUCCCGCCACCUUGCAGAGUCCCGCCAUGACAAACGCCAGCUCGACAUGCACCUUCCACUUCUACUACAACAUGUAUGGAGAAGACACCCAAGCGUUGAAGGUGCUGCGGAGCGAGAGAUCACGGACCACCGUCCUGUGGUGGAGGUCGGGCGGAGGCGAUGACGUGUGGCAACGCGGCGAGGUUGCGGUGGCCCGACCCAGCCAGGACUUCACCAUCCUUCUCCAGGCGACCCGGGCCUUUAGCCAGACGGGCCACGUUGCCGUUGACGACAUGGCCUUCACCACAUGCCCCCUGCCGGAGCCUCAACCCGUCUGUGCCGACAACAUGUUUGCGUGCAAUAACAGCGUGUGCGUGGAGAGGAGCCGGGUGUGCGAUUUCACCGACGACUGCGGCGACCGGACGGACGAGCUCGACUGUGAGACUCGCGGUGUGACGCAGCGCUGCAGCUUCGAACAAGGCCUGUGCUCUUGGGCUAAAAACCAGUUGGACGAAGGUGGCGCGAGAUGGAGGCUGCAAAAAGGAGAGGACGCCUGGCCUGCCGGUCCUCCCCUGGACCACACCCUAAACAACGCUGCAGGUCACUACCUAACUCCCGGCACUCCUGGCAUAUCCCAGCUCCUCUCCAACACCUUGCUUCCCAGCUCAAAUUGCACGAUCACAUUCUUCUACUACAGCCUGGAUGACGCUGCAGGGAGACUCACGGCGCGUUCCCGGACGCUGCGAUCCGGCGGCAACGACACGGUGUUGUGGCUCGCCACGCCCACGCCGAGCUACAGCUGGCAGAGGACCAACGUCACCUUUUCCUCAUCUGUACAGUGCAAGAUUGUCUUUAGGUACGAGGGGGGCGACGCCGGCAGAGGACACGUUGCACUGGACGAUGUGUCCUUCUCCGAGGAGUGUGCGUUUGAUCCUGCCAACGGCCGAUUGCCUGACACGUCACCCACCUCAGCCCCGACUACAUCUACACCUACAUCUACACCUACAUCUACAUCUACAUCUACACCUACACCUACCCCUACAUCUACACCUACAUCUACACCUACACCUGCACCUACAUCUACACCUACACCUACACCUACAUCUACAUCUACACCUACACCUACACCUACAUCUACACCUACACCUACACCUACAUCUACACCUACAUCUACACCUACAUCUACAUCCGCCUCCACGCCAGGGAUUUCGCCCUCACCAACCAGGCCAUGCCAGGAAGAUGAAUUUUUCUGUUGGCGCUCGUCCGGCCGAAUAUGCAUCGCUGGGACUUUAAAGUGCAAUUACCUUCCGGACUGUUCUCAAGGGGAGGACGAGGAUGGCUGCGGUCCGUGCACGUUCGAGCAGGACCAGUGCGGCUGGACCAACGCCGGCCAAGCUGGGAGGAGGUGGCAGCGACUGAGAGCCGGCAGCAGCACGCAGCCACCUGCUGAUCACACCACGCACUCAGGCUUUUUCAUGAGCGUCAACUCCAGUGCGGCGUCCGGGUUGAGUGAGGCCCGACUCCAGAGUCCCACCCUGCCGCCCUCCUCCCCCUACUGCCAGAUUCAGUUUCACUUCCACAUCAGCUGUGAGUGUGCUGGCUCGCUCAAAGUGCUGACGCAGCAAGAUGACGGACGUGAAGCAAUCCUGUGGUCACGCAACCGCCGCACCGUUCGCCAUUGGACGCCCGAAUAUGUGCCCCUGUGGACGCACCUGCAGCCUCACAAGGUGUGGUUGAGUGGUUGUGGUCAAGCCUACCUGGGAGAAGCCGCCAGUCAGGCUUGUGUCGUUGCUGUGGACGACGUCUCUUUCCUCAACUGUGAGACCUUCUUCCAGCCACCAGCUCUCUCUGCCUUCAGGUGCACCUUUGAAGACAGCCUGUGUGUUUGGCUGCAGGGGGCCGACGAUGACCUGGACUGGACUGUAAGGUCGGGGCCGACUGACACGCCGAACACCGGGCCGGCAGGGGACCACACGACGGGAACAGGAAACUAUCUCUACCUGGAGAGUUCCCAUCCGAGCGCAAAAGGUGAUGUUGCUCAGCUGAAGUCUGCAUUGCUGCCACCUGCUGGUGACCAAGGGUACUGUUUAACAUUCUGGUACCACAUGUUUGGAGCCACUGUGGGUUCUUUGAGAAUGUUCCUUCACACGGCCGUGAACAAAUCUCUGGUGUGGCAAAGGUCAGGGGACCAAGGGGACGAGUGGCGGGCGGCUCGAAGUCACGUGACCUUGCAGCGGGUCCAUCAAGUGAUCGUGGAGGCCAGCGUAGGAGGAGAGGCGGGCGACAUCGCCGUCGAUGACGUCUCGCUUGUUCCCGGCGCUUGCCCCGCCUCUGAUGUCUGUGAUUUUGAGGAGGGAAGUUGUAACUGGCAGCAGGACAGCAACGAUGACGCCGACUGGAUCCGGCAGUCGGGCCCCCACCCCGAACCCCAACACGGGCCCCGACAGCGACCACACCACCAACACACGCCCAUGGGCCACUACUACUACCUGCCUUCUUCCAUCAAUGACAUCGCAGGCCAGACCGCCGCCAUGUCGUCACCGUUGUACCCGCCCACUGCGCGACAAGGAGCCUGCGUUAAGAUUUGGUACCAUAUGUAUGGCAGAGGCGUUGGGACCUUCAACGUUUACCAGCAGAGCCUAGAUGGCGUCCGUGCUCUGAUCUUCUCCCAGAGCGCAGACCAGCGCCAGAUGUGGAGAUUAGCUGAGGCGUCACUCCUGCCUUCAGUUCAGCCAUACAAGCUGGUGGUGGAAGGUGUGAAGAGCGGUCCCACCCUGGAGGGCGACAUGGCUUUUGAUGACGUCCACCUGAUAGACACCAACUGCCCCCCGCCCGGCACCUGCGACUUUGAGAUGGACAUGUGCAGCUGGACCAACGUGAGGGGAUCCAUAGACCAAGGCGACUGGCUCCGAGGGAUGGGGGCCUCCCCGAACCCCAACACAGGACCCAGCGUGGAUCACACCACACACACGCCACACGGUUCCUACCUCUACGUGGACAGCUCAGUGGGUCAACGGGGCGACGCCUCCUUCCUUAUCGGCGAAGUGCUCCAACCGGCCACUAGGGGCCACUGUCUUGAAUUCUGGUACCACAUGUUUGGCCCUCAUGUCGGUACCCUGCGAGUUUACGUAAACGACAGGAAAACACACGCCAGCGGCAACGAGGCGGGCGUUCAGACGUGGGUCGAGUUUGGAAACAAGGGAGACAAGUGGCUGAAGGCCAAUCUGUUUGUUGAGGCUGACGAGGCAUUCUGGUUUGCGUUCGCAUAUCACAGGGGGGAGGAGGCUGGCGGCGACGUUGCCCUGGAUGAUAUCAAGAUCUUUCAUGGAUCCUGCGAUCCAGAACCCACCACUGAUCCUGUCGUUGAUAAUUACACUGAUAUGUUGUCCAUCGGCCUGGCGGUGGGUCUGACUCUCCUUGCAGGCGUCGUCAUCGUCUUCUUCCUCCUGUGGCUGAACAGGGAGCACUGGGCCAAAAGCCGGGCAGACGCUGCAAGUAACAACGUUCUGGAUCGGGACGCCGGGUUUGACCUCUUUAACUGCCGAAGAGAUGGCACACAACGAGGAAGCGUAUCCAACAUGUAUUUCGACAACAAUCUGUACCAACCUUCGACAAAUGCAAGCGACGCACGUGUUGACUCAUCGAGCGCCUAGCCCAGGGGUCAGGAACCUUUUGGCCUGAGAGAGCCAAAUAUUUUAAAAUGUAUUUAUGUUUUAACACUGAAUACAACAAAAUGCGUGCAUUUUUAAGUAGGACUAAAAUUCUUUAAGUGUAAUAAGUCUCUUUUUCUUUUUAAUACGAUUUGUAUUCUGAAGUUCUAUCCAUCCAUCCAUCCAUUUUUCUACCGCUUAUUCCCUUUCGGGGUCGCGGGGGCCGCUGGCGCCUAUCUCAGCUACAAUCGGGCGGAAGGCGGGGUACACCCUGGACAAGUCUCCACCUCAUCGCAGGGCCAACACAGAUAGACAGACAACAUUCACACACUAAGGCCAAUUUAAUGUUGCCAAUCAACCUAUCCCCAGGUGCAUGUCUUUGGAGGUGGGAGGGGCCUACCCCCAGGUGCAUGUCUUUGGAAGUGGGAGGUCA